Molecule: messenger RNA, 506 nt
Organism: Cyanistes caeruleus (blue tit)
Lineage: Eukaryota; Metazoa; Chordata; Aves; Passeriformes; Paridae
Source: RefSeq, a predicted model, not a curated record
GGCUUGAGGCACAGGCUGGACAAGCUCUGUGUGGCCAUGGAUGUGGCAGUUCAGCCCGAGCUGGGGGUGGAGGAGGAGGCUCCAUGUGAAGAAUCCCCUCUUUUAUCCAGCAGGGUGACCCUGAAUAAAAACCCUGUGACCUGCAAUGAGUUCCUGCACCUCAUCCCCGAGGGCCCACCCGAGGCCAUGGCCCAGCAGCUCCUGGUGAUUUUCAGUGGAUGCUACGUCCGGCUCCUGGUGACGGGCCGGCUCCCUCGGGCCGGGCCAGGGACACACCUGGGCCACAGCAGCAUCCCCUGCCUCUGCCAGUUCAUCCAGACCACCGUGCUCCACACCCACCACAGCUGGGGCAGGUGACCAGAGGGGGCUGGAAAACACCCAAAUAGAGCUGUCCCCACACACACCGGUGUGGAGAAGCUGUGGGGCAGAGAAGGGAGCUGUAAUUCCUUGCCCUGGAUGGAUGAGAGGAAAUAGGACUCCAAUAAAACAUGCAAGAAAGCUGCUGA